UUCUCUACUUUGUCUGUACAUUUCUCAUUGAUAUAAAAAUGUGAUCAUUUAUCAAUUUUUUAAUCGUUUUCGUUUAAUAAAUAUAAAAUAUUAGACAGUAGUGUAAUUAGUAUCGCGAACAAACAGUAUUUCUUGUCAUUAGUGAAGUUUUAAAACGGAUGAGAGUAAAUUUGUGUUGUGAAGUCCAAAGAAGACUUUUGUAGGUUAUGUUAUUUUUACAAAUGUUUCAAAUUUAUAUUAUUGUACAGUGAUUGUACAAAUUUUACUUUUUUACUAUUAAUACCUUAAUACAUCAAUAAAAAAUGUAUAAUUUAAUUACCGGCUCAUUUUUACGUUAUUCGGUUCGUGAAAUUCAGAGACAAAAAUGUUCUUUGUCUGUAAAUGUUUAUAAAAAGAAUGUACCGGCUUUUAUCACGGACAAUUGUUAUUCACCACAACAAAUAACAAAUAAUCAUUUAUCAAUAGAUUCAGUUUCAAGUGACAACACUCAAAGUAAAAUAAUUAAUUUCAAUAAAUCUCAUUCGUAUCAUUGUCAAUCAGAAUUAAGAAGUGGAAUUCUAAAAAGUGGAUUAUUCAAAAAUUCUUUGAGGUUACCUCUAAAAUUGAAUGUCAGAUAUGAAUCGAGUGGACCUAUAGCGUUACCUCUAAAAUUGAAUGUCAGUUCGAGUGAAUUACCUGAUACGGAUACUUUAUCAGAAAUUGCAGAAGAAGUCAGUGAAAGUGGAUUUUUUGAUUAUGAUGUAGCUGUAAAUGCUAUAUUGAAAGAUUUAUCGGAAAGUCCAUUGGCAAAUGUUAGUCAAGAAUUUUUACAAAGUAUUCACAAUGUUUCCGGUUUACCAUGGUGGGGAACUAUAAUAUUAGCAACAAUCACAUUGAAAACUGUGGUUUAUUUGCCAUUUGCUGUACAGCAGCGACGAGCAAUAAUUUCAUUAGAGAAUGCACAAAAAUCUUUCAAUGAAAAUUUGGAACUUUUAAGACAAGAAAUAACAAUGUCAAUGAAAAAGUUAGGCUGGCCCGUGGAAUACUCUAAAACCAAAUAUAAGGAAAUGAUGAAAGAGGUAUGGAAGAGAGCAUUGAAGGAUGAAAAAACACAUCCAAUAAAAGCUAUCGCAUGUGUUUCAGUACAAUUUACAACUUGGUUAGCAAUGACCGUGGCACUUGGAAAUAUGUGCUGUGCUUAUUCAUUUAUAGAUCUCGCCAAUGUGCCUGUCUACUCUGAAUUGACAACCGGUGGAAUUGAAUGGUUAACGAAUCUUACAGUACCAGAUAGUUCUUUAUUAUUGCCCAUAGCUGUUGGUGCAAUAAAUCUAAGUAUUGUCGCAUUGUAUUACACGAAUUAUAAAAAUCCAACAAUUAUUCAAAAAUCUACAAGUGCUAUAUUUGGGCUGCUCUCUUUAGGAAGUCUACCACUGGCCAUGCAGUUACCAUCGGGAGUAGUCUUAUACUGGUUGGGAAGUUCUCUUUAUGGCUUGAUUUUCAAUCUAAUCUUGUUGACAUCUACUGGUCAAAAAGUAUUUAGAAUUCCAAAAUUAAAAACUCAAAGUGAAUUGAAGCAUGAGGCUAAGGACAAAUUUUCAGAACAUCAAGAAAAAUUACAUUCUAAUUUGAAUCAGAAAAAAUUGAAACAAAAAUAUAAGGAGAUUUAGAUAAACGAAAACGAAAUUAUCUACGGAAGUAAAGGUAAAUGUAAAUACAAUUAAACAACAAAAAUAAACGAAAAAUAUAAUUAGUUUCAUAAGUAU
Molecule: messenger RNA, 1742 nt
Organism: Leptopilina heterotoma
Lineage: Eukaryota; Metazoa; Arthropoda; Insecta; Hymenoptera; Figitidae
Product: cytochrome c oxidase assembly protein COX18, mitochondrial-like
Exons: 6
Coding region: 303-1646 (447 amino acids)
Biological process (GO): mitochondrial respiratory chain complex IV assembly; protein insertion into mitochondrial inner membrane from matrix
Cellular component (GO): mitochondrial inner membrane
Molecular function (GO): membrane insertase activity
Source: RefSeq, a predicted model, not a curated record